Messenger RNA from Verruconis gallopava, 1438 nucleotides. RefSeq lists its product as uncharacterized. Lineage: Eukaryota; Fungi; Ascomycota; Dothideomycetes; Venturiales; Sympoventuriaceae. Gene Ontology annotation, molecular function: alcohol dehydrogenase (NADP+) activity; zinc ion binding. The record is from RefSeq and is a predicted model, not a curated record. The transcript has 3 exons. Gene Ontology annotation, biological process: alcohol metabolic process. Bases 176 to 1264 code for a protein of 362 amino acids.
GUUUAUCUUCGCCUCAGAAAUAUAUUUAAGCUCCUACGCGAUCAAUCGUGCUGAAUUUUCUCUUUUCUCUACCAUCGUCGAAUUGAUCUAGAAAAAAGCAACUCAGAGACCACGUGCCACGAAUUGUUUUAUUUUCUUGUUUAUUUGAUUUAUCUUUUUUUUUUUAAAAAAAAAAAUGGCAAGUUACACUUUCAGGGGCUGGCUGGGCUAUGACAAAACAGCAGACCAGGGCAAGAUGGUAUGGGGAGAGUUCGAGCCAAAAGCCUGGGAGGAAACAGAUGUUGAUAUCAAGAUUACCCACUGCGGCAUAUGCGGCUCGGACCUCCACACGCUUCGAAGCGGAUGGGGUCCAACAAAUUAUCCGUGCUGUGUCGGCCACGAGAUUGUGGGAAUUGUCGUGCGAGCUGGCAGCAAGGUCGAAGGUAACAUCAAGGUAGGCGACCGUGUUGGUGUUGGAGCCCAGUCGGACUCUUGCCUUGGUCGCUUGCAGAAGCCAUGCGAGGAGUGCAGAUCGAACAUGGAAAACUACUGCCCACACAGUUUCGUCGGUACCUAUGACGGCACGUAUCUGAACGGCAGCAAGUCGUACGGUGGUUAUGCCCUGUACCACCGAGCGCCGUCGCAUUUUGUUGUCAAGAUUCCUGAUGGUUUGCCAUCUGCUGAGGCAGCACCAAUGCUUUGCGCCGGCGUGACGACAUAUUCCCCAUUGAAACACUACGGUUGCGGACCUGGGAAACGCAUCGGCGUUGUAGGAUUUGGUGGACUAGGUCAUUUUGCUAUCAUGUGGGCCAAGGCUCUGGGUGCUGACUACGUCGUCGCCAUAUCCCGAAAAGCGAACAAGGCAGCGGACGCUCUCAAAUUAGGAGCUGACGCUUACGUCUCAACUGAGGAGGAUCCAUCCUGGGCAUCUAAGCACUCUCGUUCGUUCGAUAUUGUAAUCUCAACGAUUUCAUCAUCAAAGAUGCCUCUUGGCAAGUACUUGGGUCUACUUCGGAGGGAUGGAACGCUUGUGCAAGUGGGCAACCCUGAUGAUGGCGUCUUCGAAGUACCUGCACCGAGCUUGAUUUUUGGAAGGGUAAAAUUGGGAGGUUCUUUGAUUGGAUCGCCUCAAGACAUUCGGGAGAUGCUUCAACUUGCCGUAGAGAAAAACGUCCGUCCAAUGAUUGAGGAGCGUCCAAUGUCCAGAGCAAAUGAGGCCAUCGUUGAUAUGGACAAGGGAAAAGCUAGAUACAGAUAUGUCUUGGUGAACGAAGAGAACCUAUAGGUAUCUCGUUCAGUGAUUUGUAGUUGUAGUAGUAGUAGUGAAUGUUGGCUGCGUUAGAACUUCGUUUUCAUAUCUCUGGGGAGUGCACAUAUCCUCUGGAAACAGUUUCGGCUCUCCACGCUUCGCUCGCCAGAUAUUCGUCGAUUCAAAAAGCUCCCAGCAUCCAUAUAGAAC